Molecule: messenger RNA, 972 nt
Organism: Epinephelus lanceolatus (giant grouper)
Lineage: Eukaryota; Metazoa; Chordata; Actinopteri; Perciformes; Serranidae
Source: RefSeq, a predicted model, not a curated record
AUGGCACGUCUCAUACACCAUCUCUACAACGAGUGGGCAUUUAGACGGGAGAGAGUAAUUAGGGACAGAAGCAAUCCAUUGGAUAUUUAUAAUGACGAGGAGCUGAUUGAGAGGUUUCGAUUCGGUAGGAGAGAUCUGUUUGAACUCAUUGAAGAGCUGUCACCGGAUUUACGGUUCGUGUCGGGCCGUAACGCAGCACUGCCACCGGCCUUACAGUUGCUGACUGCUUUCCAAAAUAUCGUCUGGGACAUGAUCAGUGUCCACAAAUCUACUGCCUGUCGGGCCAUCCGCAGAGUGUCACUGGCACUGAGCCGCUGCCUUGAGCUUCAUGUUCACCUUCCCACCGAGGCAGAGGCAGUGGGGAUGAAGCAACGGUUCCGCCAGGCCUCCGGCAUCCCGGGAAUCGUGGGCUGCAUUGAUGGGACCCAUGUCAAGAUCCAGGCACCAUCUCAGCAUGAAUAUCUCUUUGUUAACCGCAAAGGAUAUCAUUCUAUCAAUGUACAGAUUGCUUGUGACGCCAAUUAUAAGAUCUUUAAUUUGGUGACAAGAUGGCCUGGAUCCACACAUGACGCUCGCAUCCUCUGGGAGAGUGCGCUGUACCGGGACUUCGAGGCUGGUAGGGUGAACGGGCUGCUCCUCAGUGACAGCGGCUACCCACUGAAACGCUGGCUGAUGACACCUAUCAUUGCUCCAAGGACUGACCAAGAACGGCGCUACAAUACCAUCCACUCAGCAACUAGGUCAGUUGUUGAGCGAUGCAUAGGCGUCCUCAAGCGCAGGUUUCACUGCCUUCACGGGGAGCUGCGGAUGCGUCCUGAAAGAGUCUGCACCGUGAUAGCUGCGUGCACGGUCCUCCACAACAUCUGUGUCACCAAGAGGAUCCCUCUCCCCAGGCAGGACCAUCAGCCGGUGCAGGAGGAGGAUGGUCUGCAGCCUGUGGUCCCAGCAGUGCAUGGGGACAUCGGUGACUGA